Messenger RNA from Rhincodon typus (whale shark), 1534 nucleotides. RefSeq names its product sodium-coupled monocarboxylate transporter 1-like. Bases 74 to 1534 code for a protein of 486 amino acids. Gene Ontology annotation, molecular function: symporter activity. The transcript is spliced from 12 exons. Gene Ontology annotation, biological process: transmembrane transport; sodium ion transport. Gene Ontology annotation, cellular component: membrane. Lineage: Eukaryota; Metazoa; Chordata; Chondrichthyes; Orectolobiformes; Rhincodontidae. The record is from RefSeq and is a predicted model, not a curated record.
UUUAGCUGCAGGUGUUGAUCUGAUCGAAUAAUUGUUGGAUCUUGGCACUGUUGAACUUUAUCCUGAGCCCACUAUGGCAGAGAAUCAUGUCUUUCAUGCAUGGGAUUAUGUUGUUUUCGCCUCUAUGCUGUUAGUGUCCACUGCAAUUGGACUGUUUUAUGCUUUUAAACGUGGCGGAGCAGGGCAGAGAACAACAGAAGAUUUCCUGGUGGGCAACCGACAAAUAUCUGCCUAUCCAAUUGCCUUCUCAUUGGCUGCCAGCUUCAUGUCUGCUGUUGCAUUGAUUGGCUAUCCAGCUGAAGUGUACAACACGGGGUUGAAUAUUCUGAUGCUGAACGUUGCUAGAAUACUUACAACGAUAACCGUUUGCUUGGUUUACAUUCCACUCUUCUACCGACUAAACAUUAUUAGUACUUACGAGUUACAGAGCAUUCAAAAUUUAACUGGAUUGAUAAUCUGUCGGGACCAUAAUGCAGCCACUUGCAGUGUUAGCAUCUCUCACUUGGCCACUGAGUUAAAUCUAUUGCUAUUUGUCAUGUCUUCACAGGGUGGUAUUAAGGCUGUUGUCUGGACAGAUGUAUUCCAGCUGUGCAUCAUGAUGAUUGGUCUUCUGGCUGUGCUGAUUCAGGGAUCAAUCCAUGUUGGAAGCUUUGGAAAGAUUUGGAACAUUGCAAAGAACAAUGGCCGGACUAGCCUUUUUGACUUUGAUCCUGAUCCAAGGAAAAGAUACACAUUUUGGACCGUGAGUUUUGGAGCUUUAUUUGGAUGGACAUCGAUAUAUGGCUGUAACCAAGUACAAAUACAAAGAUACUUGUCCUGCAAGAGUGAGAAAGAGGCAAGAAAAGCUGUCGUCCUGAACGUGAUUGGUACUUGUAUUUUGUUCACAUUAUCCUGCCUCUGUGGUUUAGUUAUGUAUGCUGUUUACGAAAAUUGUGAUCCAAUAAAGGCGAACAGAGUUAGCACCACUGAUGAGCUGACCCCAUUAUUAGUUAUGGAGUUAUUCGAUCAGAUGCCUGGAUUUCCUGGCCUAUUUGUUGCCAGUGCAUACAGUGGCACACUGAGCACAAUUUCUUCUGGCAUCAGUGCUUUGGCUGCUGUCUGUAUUGAAGAUUUAAUUAAACCAACCUGGAAACCCUGGGGACGACUUUCGAGUCGGAAGAAGACUCUGAUCUCAAAACUCCUAGCAAUGACUUUUGGACUAAUUACAAUAGGCCUGACUGGAGUCAGUUCUCUCAUGGGAAGAAAUAUAAUUCAGGCAACGCUAACUUUUGAAGGGAUAAUCCUAGGACCCAUACUUGGUGUAUUUACUUUAGCAGCAAUAUUUCCAAAGAGCAAUAGUGGAAGUGAGAAUCUGGAUCCUUGUCUAAUUUCUCCCAUAGUCCACACUAUUUACAAAUACAUCUUCAAAACCAAACCUACCCCAUCAAUCACAGAAACAAAUGACAACUUGAUCCAACAUCCAGUGCCCAGGGAAAGUUCCAACGGCUGUGACAAUUCUACAGUUUUAAAUCCUAUCAAAUCAACCAAGCUGUAA